GUCAAUCGAAAAUCAACCACAUAAGACCCAUCCCUCACCAACACAAACAACACACUCUCCUAAUCAACAAACCCAACCAGAACUGGAAAUCAGAGAGUGUUGAAAAUCAUGGCUUCUGCUUCCCAAUCAAUAAUUUCAGCGAACACAUCAUGCGCAUUUGCUUCACCGAGGUUGUUAAGGAGAUAUGGCAAAGUGACUCCAAAUUUCAAGCUUUUCACUGUCAGAGCUUCCUCUGAUGACGCUGAAGACUGUAAUGAUGAAGAGUGUGCUCCUGAUAAGGAGGUUGGGAAGGUUAGCAUGGAAUGGGUUGCCUCUGAGAAGACCCAAGUUGUUGGUACAUAUCCACCUCGUAAACGGGGAUGGACUGGCUAUGUGGAGAAGGACACUGCUGGGCAGACCAACAUAUACUCUGUUGAGCCCACAGUUUAUGUAGCAGAAAGUGCAAUAAGCUCGGGAACUGGAGGUGCUUCUGCUGAUGGAGCUGAAAAUACAGCUGCUGUUGCUGCUGGCCUUGGCCUUCUCUCUCUUGCUGCAGCUUCAUCGAUACUCCUCCAGGUUGGUAAGAACCCACCACAGAUUCAGACAAUGGAAUACAACGGACCAUCUCUUAGCUACUACAUCGACAAAUUUAAGCCACCAGAAGUGAUUCAAGCUGCAGUGCCGGACCAAGUCGAAUCUACCCUGCCUAUUCAACAAGAGAGUUCCUCCCCAGUUACCCAGAUAGAGGUUCAAUCUGAAAAUCAACCAGAGCCCUCCGCUCCAACUUUGAUGAGUAUUUCUCCGGCCAGUUAAUAUAAUCUAGUUUCUUGAACUGCAAACCUACUUCAUAGAAAUUUCUGCCAUGCCACUUGUGUAUACAAUAGUUUGAGCUUAUGAAUUACAGCAAAAUGAACAGCAAUUUUUUUUUGUACGUCCUGAUAAAUAGAAAAAGCGACUUUGUUGUAUAUUUCAGGUAUUUAUCAUAUUGAACUUUGAGGCCUAAUACACAUUGGUAUGUAUCUAGCU
Tripterygium wilfordii is the source of this 1005-nucleotide messenger RNA. Its product is annotated as protein MAINTENANCE OF PSII UNDER HIGH LIGHT 1-like. The record is from RefSeq and is a predicted model, not a curated record. Bases 109 to 792 code for a protein of 227 amino acids. Lineage: Eukaryota; Viridiplantae; Streptophyta; Magnoliopsida; Celastrales; Celastraceae. Gene Ontology annotation, biological process: regulation of protein complex stability. The transcript has 3 exons. Gene Ontology annotation, cellular component: chloroplast thylakoid membrane.